AUGUCUUCUAUGGAGUCCAGUGGGGAUGGGGGGAAAUGGCUGGAUGCACACUAUGACCCAGUGGCUGGUCUCUAUACCUUCUCAUCCUGUGUUGACCUGGCAGAUCUUAGUGGGGAUGGGGAAAACCGGCUGGUGGUGGGGGACCUGGGGACUGGCUCUUCCGGUAUGAAGCUGAAGGUUUACCGUGGAACGGUGUUGAUAAGUGAAAACACGCUGCUGGACCUGCCUGCUGGCCUUGUGGCCUUCUUCAUGGACCUGCAUGAGCCCCGAAUUCCUACCGUGGCCGUGGCCUCUGGACCCUGCAUCUACGUCUAUAAGAACCUGCGACCAUACUUCAAGUUUACACUGCCUAGCCUGGAUAUCAACCCGCUGGAGCAGGAUGUGUGGCAGCAGGUGAGGGAGGGUCAAAUCGAUCCUGUGAUGCUGAAGGAGAUGCUGGAGAGCAUCAGAAAGAAGGCAGAUAUACCACUGUCUGUCCGAUCACUUAAAUUCCUGUGUCUGGAGGCUGACGAUGUGGACGAGUUUGUUCAGUUGCACAAACAGCAGCCAAUCAGGCGGCAGACAGUCAUCAGCUGUAUUGGGACUCUAAAGAAGAGCACUGCUGAUGAUGACGGGAUUAGCUGUUUGGUGAUCGGUACAGAGAGCAGCGAAAUUUUCAUCCUCGACCCUGAAGCAUUCACCAUCAUCUGCAAGAUGUCUCUUCCUGGUGUUCCUACUAUGAUGGACGUCACGGGUCAGUUUGAUGUGGAAUUUCGCAUCACAGUGGCCUGUCGCAAUGGCAGCAUCUAUAUCUUGCGCAGGGAGUCUGAGAAACCAAAGUACUGCAUCGAGCUGUCGUCCCAUCCAGUUGGGCUGGUGAGAGUUGGGAAGAAUGUGGUUGUAGGAUGCACUGAUGAGAGUCUGCAGGGCUUCACACAGAAGGGUAAGAAGUUGUGGAAGAUCAUCUUGCCUGCUCCCAUCACCACAAUGGCUUCCAUGGACCUCCCGAAUAGGGGACUUCAGGCAAUACUGGUGGGCCUGGCAAACUGUCAAGUACAACUGUACAGGGAAAAGAACCUGCUUAGUACCAUUAGGACACCCGACAUGGUCACCAGCAUCUGCUUUGGUCGGUACGGCCGUGAGGAUGGGACCCUCAUCAUGACCACGAAGGGAGGUGGCCUCAUGGUGAAGAUCUUAAAGAGGACAGCGGUGUUUCAUGAUCAGGACAGUGCUCCUGGCCCACCAUUGGCUCAAAGUGUCCGCCUCAAUGUCCCUAAGAAGACCAAACUGUAUGUGGAUCAGACACUGAGGGAGCGGGAGAAUGGCUUGGCCAUGCACCGUGUCUUCCACAUGGACCUGAGCCGCAUGAGGCUGGCUGCUACCCGAGCCUAUGUCAAAGCUCUGGAGUCCAGCCUUACCCCGAUGUCCUCCAGCCUCUCAGAGCCCCUUAAAAUGAAUGCUGUGGUCCAAGGCCUUGGACCAUCCUUUAAGCUAACCCUGAAUGUCCAGAAUACAGCUUCCUGUCGGCCCAUCAUGAACCUGGCCAUUAGCUUUCUUUACGACAAUAACCUGUACCGGAUCAGAAAGCCAUACAUGAGGAUCCCGUUGCUGGUGCCGGGCCUUAUCUACCCCUUUGAGACCUUUGUGGAGUGCACUAGCGACAAGGGCAUAUCUGACAUCAUUAAGGUGUUUGUGCUGCACGAGGAGAAAAGCUUGCCUCUGCUGACAGCUCACAUCAACAUGCCAGUCAGCGAGGGUUUGAUGCACAACUGAAGCCUGGCAUUCCUGUUCACUGGUGCAUAAUCUGCUUCUUCAACGCAGAAUGUAGAGAGGAAGCUUUUAGUAAAAGAACUAUUGAACAGUGAUAUCUUUCAGCAGGACUGGAUCAGAAGCAGCUGGUUAGAUUGCUGGUUUCCAGCAGUCAGUCAUUAAUGGUGAUUAACCUGUGAAAGAAGAUGCUAAAGUGUCAGAUUAAAGAGUUCCCGAAUUUCUUUACUGGUCUCUUAAGCUGUAAACCAAAUAUUUUAAUCAAAUACAUCCAAACUUAUUUUAACUGACAGAACUGCUUGACCUGACCUCGAAAGGUGUUCUUCAAAACGUUAAUACCAAGACUGAAGAAGUCACGCCUCAAUGGAAUUUCAGAAAUGAUAAGAAUUGGAUAUUUCUGAUGCAGUGCUACAGAAAGUAAAAAACAAGGAUAUGAUUCAUCCCUUUUCUGAUUAUAACAAAGAUAGAACACAAAGGUUGAAUAGAAAAAUGUCACAUUAUACAAUUACAUGUAGUCUCCACAGAUAUACUAUAGUAAAUUGUAGCUAUAUCACAAUAAAAAAGAAAAACUUGCACAGUUAAAUCCUUGUUAUUUUUUGUUUUCUGUGGCUGAUUUCUAGUUGUGCUCACUCUCAUUAGCUCCUUUAUACCCCGCAUCCUCUUUGUGUUCUGUCUUUUCACCCCCCUGCCUGAGUAAAGCAGCAGUUCCUCAGUUAGUCCCAUCUAAUAGGGUUUUUCGCAAAUGACGUCACAUUUUCCCAGAGACUGCUCAAGUUGCCUGGAUGUUCGGACUGGAGUACAAACUUAGAGUGGCAACAUCUGCAAUACCAAUCAUUUUGGAAGAUGACGACAUCCCAGGAGCUUUAUUUCAACUUACUUCAAAUCGAGUGUUGUGCAAUCGAGUCAUGAGGAAAAAUCAGACUGAGUUGUAUGCAAAUAAAUUUGGGACUUUUACAGGCACCAAGGGACUGCCCCUCACUGCAGGGGGCGUCACUGUAUAAUACUUGUUGUCCACAGACAAUCGCUCUCAUUUCCCGCUGCUACGUUGGAGCAUCAUGAGGGAGAGCACUCUCAUCAUCCUCUGCAUAGCGGAGGACCCGACUGGAGUUCGGAUGAACUGCAGGCUGGGUCGAAGCUAAGUCCCCAGUCAAUUCUAUGGCGUCACGUUUAUGUCAAAACCCCCGCAAGCAAAAUAAACAUACUCGCAUGUAUCUUAAA
Messenger RNA from Fundulus heteroclitus (mummichog), 2964 nucleotides. It is a transcript of the gene bbs1, whose product is annotated as Bardet-Biedl syndrome 1. Bases 1 to 1752 code for a protein of 583 amino acids. The transcript has 6 exons. Gene Ontology annotation, biological process: non-motile cilium assembly; protein localization to cilium. The record is from RefSeq and is a predicted model, not a curated record. Lineage: Eukaryota; Metazoa; Chordata; Actinopteri; Cyprinodontiformes; Fundulidae. Gene Ontology annotation, cellular component: BBSome; centrosome; axoneme. Gene Ontology annotation, molecular function: smoothened binding; patched binding.